Archocentrus centrarchus (flier cichlid) is the source of this 1275-nucleotide messenger RNA. RefSeq names its product zona pellucida-like domain containing 1b (gene zpld1b). The transcript is spliced from 10 exons. The record is from RefSeq and is a predicted model, not a curated record. The coding region runs from base 1 to 1275 and encodes 424 amino acids. NCBI's taxonomy places the organism in Eukaryota, Metazoa, Chordata, Actinopteri, Cichliformes, Cichlidae.
AUGACAGUGGACAAACUUCUCUCAGGUGCCAAAAUGACACGAAUGGGUUUAAUCUUCCUGCUGAUGAGUAACGCCCUGCCAGUUUCCUCACAGUUUAAUGGCUACAACUGUGAUGCCAGCUACCACAGCAGGUAUCCAGGUGAAAGGGACAUCAGUGUGUACUGCGGGGUUCAGACCAUCACCUUGAAGAUCAACUUCUGUCCCGUUCUCUUCUCCGGCUACACAGAUGCAGAUUUGGCCCUCAACGGCCAUCACAGUGAAGCCCAGUGUCGUGGCUUCAUCAAUAACAACACCUUCCCCACAGCAGUUCUCUUCAGCAUCAGCCUCAGCACUCUGGAGGCCUGCGGCAACAGCCUGGUGGUCAGCACAGCCUAUGGGCCCAAUGCCUAUGGGAACAUGUCUCUGGUACAAAUUGGGAAUAUAUCAGGCUACAUCGACACCCCUGACCCACCGGCUAUAAUCAGCUAUCUGCCUAGUUUGUUGUAUAAAUUCAGUUGCAGCUACCCGCUGGAGUACCUGGUCAAUAAUUCACAGCUGGCAUCAUCCUCUGCAGCUGUGUCUGUCAAAGACAACAACGGUACUUUUGUGAGCACGCUCAGUAUGAUCCUGUACAAUGAUUCAGCAUACAAUCAGCCUCUCUCUAUCCCGAUGGCUGGACUGGCUCUGAAAACCAGGGUAUUUGCUGCUGUGAAAGCCACAAACUUAGACAAACGGUGGAACAUUUUGAUGGACUACUGUUACACAACCCCCUCAGGGAAUCCUAAUGAUGAACUCCGCUAUGACCUUUUCUUUGGUUGCUAUAAAGAUCCCCAGACAACAGUUUUGGAGAAUGGGAAGAGCCAGAUGGGACGUUUCUCCUUUGAGGUUUUCCGUUUCAUUAAACACAGACACCAGAAGAUGUCAACUGUGUUUCUGCACUGCGUCACCAAACUUUGCCAGGCCGAUGACUGCAUCAUGUUAAUGCCUAUCUGUGGACGGCGACGCAAGAGGGAUGAAGAGGAAACCCUUGAUUCAACGCCAGUGGCAUCAGGGAACGCCAUCCUCUCUGCUGGUCCAAUCAUUACCAGGAGUGAUGAAACUCCUGUCAACAACUCCCAGCUUGCCCCUGGAGGCCUCUCCCAGCCAAUGAACCCAGUGACCAGUGCUCUGAUCUCAGGUGUGGUCAUCCUGGGUGUGGCCAGUGUGGGCUUGUUCCUGCUGUUGCUCCGCCUCGUGCUGAAGCCCCGCCUCCCAACGGCAGCAGCCCCAGGUGUAUGGAAUCCAAGCUUUAAAUGA